Molecule: messenger RNA, 719 nt
Organism: Anopheles gambiae (African malaria mosquito)
Lineage: Eukaryota; Metazoa; Arthropoda; Insecta; Diptera; Culicidae
Gene: Nxt1
Product: NTF2-related export protein
Exons: 3
Coding region: 216-638 (140 amino acids)
Biological process (GO): protein import into nucleus
Cellular component (GO): nuclear pore central transport channel
Source: RefSeq, a predicted model, not a curated record
CUUUUUUUAUGAAAAAACCUCUUAAAUGCUUUUAUUAAAUGAUGUAAAUAUGCAAGAGGAAUAACCAUAAAGCCGUUGUCCUGAUUCAACUCCCACUGUGCAAACGUCAAAUAACACAAAACGUAAACAAUACAAAUCUCGUGCAAGCCGGUGCAGUUCUUAUCGCUUUUCUUCAAUUUUCCUUACUUUCGGUUGGAAUUUUCACAUCUUUCGUAAUGGCUUCUGCAUCAAUUGAUAAGGACAUGCGGACGAAAAUCGACACCGUUUGCACCACGGCGGAAGCGUUCGUGAAGCUCUACUACGACCAUGUAGACAAAAAGCGGCAGCACAUGUCCCGACUGUACAUGGACACGGGACUGCUCGUGUGGAACGGCAACGGGGCGAAAGGGAAGGAUGAGAUACAGAAGUACUUCCACGAGUUGCCCCGCUCGGAGCACACCAUUACCACGCUCGAUGCGCAGCCGAUCGUCGAUGAUGCCGUCUCAUCGCAGCUAACGUUCGUGAUGCAAGUGUCUGGCACGGUGCGGUUUCAGGAGAACCCGACCAAACCGUUCCAGCAAACGUUCAUGAUCACCGCCCAGGGCGACAAGUGGAAGAUCGUGUCGGACUGUUUCCGGCUGCAGGAUGGCAUAUUUUAACCCUGUGCAACGCUGCAACCCCACCCCCCCUACAAUUACGACUGCUUGUUCAAAUAUAGGAUUAAUGUAUGUCAGAAUGUA